UUCCUAACUUAAUCCAACCUAUCCUGACCUUAAAACAAUCCGCGCAGGAUAGUGACAUUAUUUUAUUUAUGUUCCACGUGUAAAAAGAAACCGAUUGAAUAUAAUUUUAUUAAACAAUCCAGAAGAAAGGUUAAAGUAAAUAUAGAAAUAAAUUACCUUUUCAAAAAUGUUGAAAUUAAUAAGCCCGAUACUUAGUUAUGGAAAAUUUAUGCAGAGCAAUUUGCCAGCAUUGUCCGGUGCCAUUACCUGUCCCUACGACUACACACAAGUCAGAUAUAUCCGUAAGCACUGGGAUCCGAAGUUUAAAAAGUUGAGGAGAUUGAAAGUUAUUAAAGUAAAACUUCCGGAUCUCGAAAAGGAAGACAAAAAUCCUAUGGAAUUGGAGAAGGAACAAAUGCGAUCGCAUAUAAAAGAAUUUGGAUUUAUUCCACAAAAAUCAUGGAAAGAGAGAGUGGCGUACAUUAGUUGUACUCCUACAAUUUUUGAGUCUUAUGUUGCUCCCGAAGGAGACGGAAAAUAUUCCGCUAUUACUAAAGAGGGAGCGAAGCAAAAGUAUGAAUUUUUGGAAAAAAAGAGCAAAUCUUUACUGGCUAUUAGAAAAAUUAAAACGUAUGACGAUAUGUUCAAAACAUCAUUUUUCUUAGAUGAGGCCUUGGAUAUCUAUAAAAAAGCACACGAAGCUUUAGCUGCCAAAGAUGAGGAGAAAUUACAGCAAUAUGUCACCGAAACGGCGUUUCCUCAAAUGACGCACAAUAUGAUGAACAAAACUGUACACUGGAAGUUCUUAGAGUCUUUGGAACCGGCUCGUCUCGUGCACGCGAGAACUACGGAUAUGAUCUCGAAAGAGAACGUUUUCGCCCAACUCACGGUUCGAUUUCACACGCAACAGAUACUAGCUAUUUACGACAGAUUCGGUCGCUUGAUGCAGGGGAGCGAAAUUUUAAGAAAGGACGUGUUGGAAUAUGUAGUAUUCGAAAAGCAUUUAGCUAACGAGUACGGUUGUUGGCGAAUUCACGGAAAGAUUAUACCGACCUGGAUGUCUCCAACGAAUGUGGUAGAAAGCACGUACGUUCUACCGAAAGAAAAACCCACUCCAAAAGCUACUGAUCCAGCUGCUGUGGAGUCUACGUUAGUGAAAGAAAAACAGGACGCACCAAGCGGUACGACCACUGCGCAAACGUGAAUCUGAUGAUACAUGUUAACUUAAUAUUAGAUAAUAUUUGUAUUGUAUGUAUAUUACAUGAAAAAAAGAAAUACAUUGCACUCAUCUGCAAUGACAAAUGAAU
Pseudomyrmex gracilis is the source of this 1286-nucleotide messenger RNA. RefSeq names its product probable 39S ribosomal protein L45, mitochondrial (gene mRpL45). Lineage: Eukaryota; Metazoa; Arthropoda; Insecta; Hymenoptera; Formicidae. Bases 167 to 1183 code for a protein of 338 amino acids. Gene Ontology annotation, cellular component: mitochondrion. The record is from RefSeq and is a predicted model, not a curated record. The transcript has 6 exons.